CGAGCACUUUCCCACCAGCAUAACUCCAAUAGCUUCAGAUACAGCCGGCUUUGCUGCAGUAACUGAGAUAGGCCUCUCUCAUUGCUCUUGUUCCAGCAACUAAGAUAGACCUCUCUCAUUGCUCCGGUAACUAAGAUAGACCUCUCUUUGCUCCAAUAACCAAGAUAGUCCUCUCUCAUUGCUCCAGUAACUAAGAUAGUUCUCUCUAAUUGCUCUAGUAUCUAAGAUAAUCCUCUCAUUGCGCCAGUAACUAAGAUAGAUUUUCUCUUUCCUCCAGUAACUAAAAUAGACUUCUCUCAUUGCUCCAGUAUCUAAGGAUAGACCUCUCCCAUUCCUCCAGUAACCAAGAUAGACCCCUCUCAUUGCUCGUGCUAAGAUAUUCCUCCAAUAACUACGAUCGUCCUCUCUCAAUGCUCCAGUAACUAAGAUCAACCUCUCUCAUUGCUCCGGUAACUAAGAUAGACCUCUCAUUGCUCCAAUAAAUAAGAUAGCCCUCUCUCAUUGCUCCAGUAAAUAAGAUAGCCCUCUCUAACUGCUCCAGUAUCUAAGAUAGUCCUCUCAUUGCACCAGUAACUAAGAUAGACCUCUCUCAUUCCUCCAGUACCUGCUUGUCUCUAUCCUCCCUUCCCUCAGUGGCAAUCGUCCAACUGCAGCCACAGUCUGUCACUUUCAUCAGUAUAAUUGAGGCUUUUUAAUAAUAGUCACGUAGUUUAACCCAACUAACUUUAAUUACAGUUUCCAAACCUCAAAGGCAGUCUAACAACUUCAUUGGUGGUCUGUCAGCUGCAAAGACAGUCUGUCUUACUCAGUAAACAGCAUACCAACUUAAAUGGCAGUCUACAAAUUUUGGUCCACUACAUCUAACAAUCCCUCUGCAGAGGAAUAUUCUGCUAACCUUGGAAUAAUUCUAUCAAUGUUCCAACUCCAUUUUAGUGACAGUUGCAGAUUCUUAACUAGCAACAUCAGUACCAAUUUGCCAUUUUCAAUAACAUUUUACCUUCAACAGAACUCCACGUUUUAGCUUCCUAUAUUUUCUGGCAGUCUCUACUAAUAUUUUACAUGCCUUUACAUUUCUAACAGUAUCAUCAAGAAUUUACAAACCUCCAAUUCUUUAUCAGCCUCAGUAUUGCUCCAUCAGCUUCAAUAACAAGAUAAUUCUCAGCAGUUGUGUUCCCCUCAGUAACAUUAUUAACCUCAGCAGAAAUCCUCUGUCCUUUAUUGAUGCUACCAACUUUAACCCUUUUCAGUUACUGUUGUCACCAUUAUUGCAUCUGCUACACUAGGAUUCGCCUAACUUCAGGGCUUCUCCAUCCGCAUAGGUGUUCUACUAAGCUUAGCAAUGCUCUGCCAAACUUACCAGGACCUUAGCUUUGAGUGAAAUCUAUCAGUCACAGGAACACAUUGCCAACCUCAACAGCAUUUAACCAAUAGCGCAAAUUUAGUUAACACUCAGUAAGGGCUUUGGUUCUUGUUCUUAAAGUUAAUCAGAACUGUGAAUGAGCAAAUAUAUUUUGUUUUAUCUGCAUAUUAAUACACCCAUAAUUUUAUGACGUGAGUGUUGUUACACCUUACUAAUUGAUCUAUCUUGACAGAUUGACUCUUAAUGCAUGCAUAACAAAGUAAGUUUCAUUAUCAACUCCCAAGAAGCUAUCAAUUGAAGUGCCAUUUUUAUGAGCUACAAUGGAGGAGGUUUAUAGAAAGCAGAAACAUGGCAAUCGGGCUACCUCUAAAUUAAGGGCGAGCAUUAAAAUUCAAAAAGAGAAUUUGGCAGCUCAAAUGAAUUUGAAUACCAGCCUUUCCAAAUAUAAUUUGAGUGAUCAACAGGAAUUGCUUGCCACGGCCACUUGCAGCUGGCUUCAGCCCACUGAAGAAUUUCAGUAUCCAGUAGAUUUGCCCAGUGGAUUGUCAAGCCAAAUGAAAGACUUCAAAUAUCCCAAUGCUGUUAUUCUAGCUCCAGUGGUACAGGAUGCUCCAUUUAAUUACAAAGAAUUCCAACAAAUUUUGAGGGAAUUGGUGGUGGGAAUUUAUGUUAUGAAUCAAAUUCCUUCUAUUUAUAUUGAUGGCAACCAUGAUUGCAGUUCCUCUUGCCUUCUGUCCCCUGCUUACAAUGAUACACUAACUGGGCAAAUUUUGAUAAAUGUGGACUACACAAUGAAAGCACUUUGGCAUGGAGCGUACAUGUCAAAGGAAAAAAGGAUGCGAUUUUCAGAAAUUUGGCGCUCCCGUGUCAACAUGGGCAUUGAUGGAACUCCGAAGGCAGAGGAAAAGACACUUACUGAAUUUCGUAAAGCAGGUCUGAUAGAUAUCUCAGUCGAUCCUGAUUUUGAAGGAAUUUAUAGUGAGGUAUAUAAUGAUCCAACAUACGAUCCCAAUGACUGUUCAGAGAUGGAGUUAUUUAUGAAAUAUGUGAACAACAUUUUACUUCAAAUCAACCCCUACCUCAUAAGUGUUAAACAGCAUCAAAAUAUGUUCACGUAUGAUGCAGACUAUAUCCUCAGUAAUGCAGUUCGACUUACAGAAGAAGAAAUUGAUCUAGUAAAUUACCAGAGACUACAGCAGAGAUUGAUUCUUCACCAAAAACAUGUGGAGAAGUUUCUGACGAGGAAAGCACAAAUCCACAGAGACAUCACCUAUCUCAAGUUAAUCGCCUUCCUUGUGCCAUUGCUUAUUGCAAUGAAGAGGGAGAGGAAAAUUCCAGUUUUGAGCAGACUCCUACCUCCAUUUUCUGAUGAAAAGUUAAAAACUGAACGUGAGUUUCCACCCCUUCUUCUCGGCGCAAGUUUCAAAUGUAAACAUUUUCAAUACCAAACAAGUGAAUGCUUCCAUCUCCACGGUGGAAUUGAAUUUGAUAUGGGAACUCCUGAAAUUGAGGAUAUGCCCUAUACUAUAAAGGUUGCCUUUGAUGAUAUUUAUUCCCAAGCUAUGCACCAUCUAAAACAAUUGUUCAAUCCUGACAUGAUACUCAGAGGCCAACAUACCAUACCUAUUAUGCAGUUUGAUGAUCAGAGCUAUUAUGUAAUCUGUAUAGAACUAGAAAACCUCCAUCAGAAAGAUCAGAAAUUUCAGUGGUGGAGAAACAUGAGUGAAACAGUCCGCCAGUUGAAAUCCAGCAAGCUACCACUGAAUGAAGUCCAGAUUGCUGAACAAUUAAAGAAAAAAUAUGGCAUUAGAAAAGCAGCAAAAUGCAAGAAUUUGCCCUUUAGUCUAAUAUCCGUGACUGACAGUGGGCUUGCUGCAGUCUUUUACUCAUUUAGUCAACUAAAUCCAAUGUCGCAUCUUGGAGUUGAGGAUCAAAAUGGUUACGGACUUUUUCAUCAUGCUGCAAUGCAUAACCACGUUUCAAUUAUGUGCCUGCUGACCACAAUACGUUUGAAAAUCAAUCAGCAUCGCAAUCACAAGUUCCAAGACGCGGGUCAAACAGCUCUGCAUAUGGCAGCAAAGUGUGGGUCACUUGGUGCACUGAACUGCCUCCUAGGCCUGCGGGCAGAUCAUGAAACAACUGAUGCACGAGGUUGGACAGCAAUGCACUUUGCUGCAUUUUAUAACAAUGUUUCCUGCGUUAGAGCUCUGCAUAGAAAGGAUCCCAAAUUGCUGGAAUUAGAGACAUCAGCUAGAUAUCAUGCAACUCCAUUGUUACUUACUGCUAUGGCUGGUGCAUUUGAUACACUGCAAUAUCUACUAUCACUUGGAGCCAAUAUAUUAAAGGUUGACAAUGAAGAGAACAAUAUUGUUCAUUUAGCAGCACUUUACUUCCACACAGAUAUCCUGAUGUUCAUAAUUGAGCAGAGCAUCCCAGAGCUACACGUCUGGAAUUUACUUAAAGAGAUGAUGCAGAGCAAAGAUUAUCACAAACAGGAAAUGGGAGUGAGAUCACUUGAAGUUCUGAGUGUGAUAAAGAGGCGUUACUGGAAAGAAAUUCUUGAUGCAGGCAGCAUUCCUCCUCUUAUAGAUCUGUUGAACAGUAACCAUGAGACACUGCAAUGUAUUGCUGCUGCGGUGCUGUGUAAUCUCUCCUUCCAUCUACCAGCCUGUGAAUCAGUUAUUGAUUUUGGUAUCAUCCCAGGGCUUAUUUCAUUGCUGUACAGUAAAAAGCCGGAGAUUCAGUCUCGUUCCUCUGUCAUUCUCUUUGACAUUGCCCAGGUUAAAAAUAAUGCCAGUCUAAUUGCUACUCUUGGUGCAAUUCCUCCUCUCGUGCAGAUUUUAAAUUCGGUUGUUGAAGACGUACUUGUCAAUGCAAUUAAAUUCAUUCAGAUAUUAUGCAUUAACAAUCCGAUCAACCAGACCUUGGUAGUUAAAGAAGGGGCGAUUCCACUUUUGGUGGCGCUUUUAAGUGGCCCCUCAGAAAUACUGAAGGGCUAUUCUUCACUUGCUUUGGCUGAAAUUGCUCGUGGACACAGUGUGAACCAGGAUGUGAUUGCUGCUGAAGGGGCAAUUCCCCCUCUGGUAAAAAUCCUCAGUGGUCGCAAAAUCAAGAUGCAACUAAAAGCCAUAGCAGCAGUGGAGGUUUUAGCUGACAGAAACGCUGCAACACAAAAAGAAUUUCUUGAGUUGUCUGCCGACAAACAUAUUUUGAAACUUCUUAAGGUUUUUGAAAUAGAGAUCAGAGAGCAAGCCGCAACAGCUAUUUGGGCACUAGCUGGACAGACUCUCACCCAGCGAAAACAUAUGGCCAAGGAUAUUGGUUAUAAUUUGAUCAUUGAUCUUUUACUUUCCUCAUCUGAUAAAAUGCACUAUGUUGCUUGCCAGGCAAUGAUUGCUCUAAGUGAGUGCACCAAGGAACAACAAAACAAAAUUUGUACAGAAAAUGGACUCCCUCCCUUGAUUCGACUUUUAAGGAGCUCAAGAAUAUCUCUGCGUACAUUGUUGAGUGGUAUCACUGUUCUGGGGACAAUGUGUGUUGGUGUUGCACAUAAAAAUAAUCCCUUUAGUCAAAACAAAAUUACAGAAGAGGGUGGUGUGGAUGUACUCCUUCAUUUGCUUGCUGUUUCACGUUCUCAUCAAGUGCAGGUAGAAGUGAUCUAUAACUUGGCUUGCAUUGUGUUGGGAAAUAAAGAACUACAGAAGUUGUUAAAGGAGAAACAAGCCUUGAACUACAAGACCGUAUUGAAACAUCUUAAAUAUGAUGAAAAAUUUCAGGAAGGCGUUUUAAGAGCAGGCGGUGCUUUAGCCCUCUUUGCUUUCAAUAAUCCAAAGCAGCAGCAGCUAAUACGUGAAGCUGGAGGCAUUCAUAUGUCGGUGUACCAGAAUUUCCUUAACUCCAAAAACGAGGUUGAUCAGGCCAAUGCUGCAUUUCAGGUAAUAAUUCUAGCGAAGGUGAUUGCAGAUGUGGAUGAGGUCACGCUAACAGCCACAGGCAUCGUAACUUUAGUUAAUCUUCUGAAGUCAAACCAACCAUAUACAAUCAUUGUCGUAGGUCAACUGAUGUCCUCUCUUACUCAGACUCGAGCAGGUAUUACUGACGCUAUGAUUACAAUGGGAGCGGUGGAAAGUCUUUGUCCACAUUUAUAUGCUGAGAGGGACGAGGUCCGUCAGUCUUGUGCCACAGCUUUGGGAUACUUAAGUUUCAAUCGAACUGCUCAUCGACAUCUAUUGGUGGAGUGCAGGAACCAGCCAGAUUUGUAUGAUCUUUUAAUAUCUAACGUAAGCCCAGAUGGCAAAAUCUGCCAAGAGUUCAUCGACGAAUUCAACGUGCAAAAAUUAAUCGGCCUACCACAAGAGAGAUUGGAACUAAUUGAAGGUGAACUGGUUUUGAUCAGAGCAGAAGAGAGAGAAAGAGCAAAAAUAGAAAUAUGUCCACGAGAAAAGAAGAAAACUUUGCCUUUAAAAAAAAAACCGGCUCCACAACCAAAUGACUAGGACUGCUUAAUCACAGAAUCAGAUGUUCCUCAAGGUUUCUGCAACAAAAUCCAUUAAUCUUCUAAAUAAAAUCAAACUGAACCCAUGACCAAGGUAUUUAUCAUUUGCUUUAGGAUAUAAAUAGAACGUUGAAUGUGAUAUCCUAUUCCUUUAUUAAGAAUGUUCUGCUUGAAGGAAACUGUCAGGUAAAGUGAUAGUACUGUUGUGAAUUUUCCUUACACGCUGUAACUUAUCUUCCACAGUUGGUUAUACUGCAGCAACUAAAAUACUGUGCCUCAAUAUACUGUAUCCGUCUGUUUAUUAUGGCAGAUGAUAAUUCCUGGGAUAAAACAAUAUGUACGGGUCUCAAUUCAGUUUCCCCAAGUGUGCCACAUGACUGUCAAAUAUUUAACAUUUGAGAGAAUCCAAGCACCUUCAGUUUCUUUUACCCCCAGCAGUCAUUUUAUCAUCGCAUUUGAAAUGGAAAUAUUAACUUCCUUCAUAGCCAAAGUCAAGGUAUGAAAUGGCACAUCAGUAUCAACAAAAUUAAAAAGGAUUGAAAACAAGCGAUAAUAUUUUAAGAAUUAAACAUGGAACAAAUGCAUUUGGAAUGAUCAUUUUGGCAAGUGUAGGAUUUUAACUUGACAUUAUUCUAUGUAAAAUUUUGUACACCACAUUACAAUGAAAAUCACAAUGUAUAGCGUAGAAAUGCAUUAUUUAGUUCACCUGGUACCAUUCCUGUGUUAUACUUCUCCUAAAUGCUUGCUCCAUCAUAUAACAUCCUCUUGAAAGCAUUAAAGCCAGCCAUUGUUUAUGAUAGGGAAUUACAUACUUUUUGGAUAAAUAAGCUUCUCCUGAAUUAUCAGUUGAAUUUAUUUUAUAGUGAUUAUGGGUUUUUUUCCAGCACUUAUUUUGGUCACCCCCUUCUCACCAUGCUUCUACAUUCUUAAAGCACUUCAUUUGGUCACCCCAAGCCUUAUCAUUUCUGGAUAAGAGACAUUACCUAUUAGAAAAAUGUUGAAAAAAGUGAACAUAUCAGUGCUUAUCAUCCUAGUCUAUUUUUGAAUCGGAAAAAAGAAAAAAAGAAAGAAGGGAAAGGAAGAAGAAAGGAAAAAGAAAAGAAAGAAUUUCAAAAAAGCUACGAAAAAGAAAGAGGAAAACCCCUGAACUACCGAAGAAGUGAAAUAAAAGCGGAGAUAUAUCCCACUACCCUUCCCUACACAGGAAGCAAAAGGAAUUUGUAUAUGUGGGGGGGAUCUGAAUGUUGUACUGAAUCAUAGGCUUGAUAUGACAAGUAAAAAGAAGAAUAAGAACCAGUUAACAAAACUACUAAACACUACCUGUGAAGAAUUUGGUUUUCUUGAUGUCUGGAGGAAUUUUCACCCUCUAGAAAGAGACUAUACACAUUACUCAAUACCGCACUCAGUUUACUCCAGAAUAGACUAUUUCUUAAUGCAGAAAGAAGACUGUUAUAGGGUAACGGAUUGCAGAAUUGGUGUGGUAGAUGUAUCAGACCAUAAUGCCAUAUACUUAACAAUUCAAAUGGACAGUAGGAGGAAAAACACAGUGUGGCGAUUAAAUGUUGGAACACUGAAUGAUAAAACAACUGUUAAUGAUAUUAAAUUGGAAAUCAAAACUUAUCUAGAGGAGAAUGACAAUGGGGAGAUGGACCCAUGCAUACUAUGGGACUCAUUGAAGGCUGUAAUACGAGGUAGAUUAAUAGCUAGGGCAUCACAUAUUAAAAAGGCCUGAAUGAAAACAUAUAAUAAGUUGAUAUCAGACCUGAAGGAUUUAGAACAGAAGUACAAAAAUAAUAAGGACCAGAGAACUUAUAACCAAAUAGAAGAUUUGAGGGGACAAAUGGAUGGAAUAUUGUGUCAAGAGGUGGAGAAAAAAAGCAAGAUUUGUAAAACAGGCACAUUAUGAGCUAGGCCCCAAAUCCACUAAAAUACUUGCCCGGAGGCUACGCAAACAACAGGCUGACAACACCAUACACAAAAUUAAGGACCCCUGUACACAGAAUUUGAAGAGUGAUCCAAAAGAAAUAGAAUAUAUC
Molecule: messenger RNA, 7891 nt
Organism: Leucoraja erinaceus (little skate)
Lineage: Eukaryota; Metazoa; Chordata; Chondrichthyes; Rajiformes; Rajidae
Gene: ankar
Product: ankyrin and armadillo repeat containing
Exons: 23
Coding region: 1681-5856 (1391 amino acids)
Molecular function (GO): protein binding
Source: RefSeq, a predicted model, not a curated record